Messenger RNA from Mus caroli (Ryukyu mouse), 304 nucleotides. It is a transcript of the gene CUNH5orf58, whose product is annotated as chromosome unknown C5orf58 homolog. Lineage: Eukaryota; Metazoa; Chordata; Mammalia; Rodentia; Muridae. The record is from RefSeq and is a predicted model, not a curated record.
GUUGAAGGUUUAGCCUCACCAGAUCUGUUGACGAGGUGAUUUGUGGUGAUCAUUUGGAAAGAUGUUUAAGAAUAAUCAUCAUGACCACAAGCAAAAAGUGGAAGCCAUGAUUAAGAACAUUAAUACAAUUUCUUUGGAGGUAAAGAAGAUGAAAGAACUCUCCCAGAUCCUGCUCUGUGACCUCAAUCUUCAGUUUGGUCAGCCCAAGAAGACAGAGGACCACAAAGAGGCAGAAGCAAGCCACCCAUUUGAAGAGCCUGAGAUUCCAGAUGGGGCACUUGCUUCCGUCAGAUUAUCUGACUGA